Penaeus indicus is the source of this 1118-nucleotide messenger RNA. Its product is annotated as alpha-(1,6)-fucosyltransferase-like. The annotation marks the transcript as partial. The record is from RefSeq and is a predicted model, not a curated record. Lineage: Eukaryota; Metazoa; Arthropoda; Malacostraca; Decapoda; Penaeidae. Gene Ontology annotation, molecular function: protein binding; alpha-(1->6)-fucosyltransferase activity. The transcript has 8 exons. Gene Ontology annotation, biological process: protein N-linked glycosylation.
AUGCAGUCCGGUCGAGGAAUAGGCAGCCAGUUUCACCAUAUUAGCUACUGCUUCCUCGCUUCAUACGGGACGCAGAGAACGCUCAUUAUUAAUGAAAAGCCAUCGAACAUGGACUUUAGCACGGGUACCUACUUUCUACCCCUCAGUGAAAACUGUACCUACAAUAAUAAGAGCACUGCGUGGCCAGGAACUGAGGACUCCGCUUGCAAACAAGACACGCUCGUCAUCCAGUUUCCCGACAAUGACAGACCCGAACCGCGGCCGAACUAUUUCCCGAGGUCAGUGCCACGGGACUUUGCCCAGCGCCUCAUGAGUGCCCACGGCGACCCCUUCGCCUGGUGGAUGGGGCAGUUCUUCAAGUACGCCAUGAGGAUGACCCACGGAUUCCAGGACUACGUCGAGAAGCUAGGGGCUCGUCUUGGCUACGAGAGUCCGAUUGUUGGAGUACAAGUCAGGAGAACGGACAAGCUGCGUUACGACUCGAGACACAUAAAACUUGAAGAAUACAUGGAGGUCGUGGACGACUUUUUCGACGACCUGGAGAUUCGAGGGACGAAGGUGAAGACUCGCAGGAUCUACUUGGCCACAGACGAACCGGAGGUCCUCGAGGAAGCGAAGGCGAAAUUCCCCAACUACGAGCUUGUGUUCAACGAGGAGAGCGUCGCCACAGCCAGCUUGAGCCAAAGGGAGAGCGAAGCCAACAUGAGAAACCUCAUGGCUGACAUCUAUUUCCUCUCUCGCUCUGACUUCCUCGUGUGCCCCAUGUCGUCUAAUAUAUGUAGGCUAGCGUACGAGCUCAUGCAAACUCUCCACUCGGACGCCUCGAGGAAAUUAUUCUCCAUGGAUUUGCAUUAUUGUUACCACUCCCAGAGCCCUCACGAGGUGGAGGCGAGGUACCCUCACUCGCCUCGAAGGGGCAGCGAGAUCGAGCUCCGGAAGGGCGAUCGUGUGAUGAAAUCUCAGAGUCACUACAACAAGCAUCGCAAUUACCACGACGGUUUCUCGCAUGGAGUCAACCAGAGGACGAGAAAAGCCGGCUUGUACCCAAUUUACAAGACGGUUGAUGUCCUGCUGCUCGCUGAUACGCCACCCUUCGAUCAGAUUGACAAGAGGGAAGA